CAAGUGAUUGACAGCUGAGAUGCUCCGCCCUCGAGGCGCCUGACGUGAAUCGCAACCCCUGCCCAUUUCCAGCUCCGUAGAUCUCCAUUUUCUUACUCUUUAUUCAGGAACAGAGGCGUAAAGACUUGGAAAAAUGAAUGAAGAAUACGACGUUAUCGUCCUGGGCACCGGGCUUACGGAAUGCAUUUUAUCAGGCAUCAUGUCAGUGAAGGGGAAGAAGGUUCUUCACAUGGACCGCAAUUCCUACUACGGCGGGGAUAGUGCAUCCAUCACACCUCUUGAAGACCUCUACAAGUGCUUUAAUCUUCCGGGCAGCCCUCCUGCAUCAAUGGGAAAAGGUCGAGACUGGAAUGUGGACCUCAUCCCUAAAUUCCUAAUGGCCAAUGGUCAGCUGGUCCGUAUGCUGCUAAUUACACAGGUGACUCGCUACCUGGAUUUCAAAGUGAUUGAGGGCAGCUAUGUGUACAAGGCAGGCAAAAUAUAUAAAGUCCCCUCUACUGAGGCUGAGGCUCUGGCAUCUAGUCUGAUGGGAUUGUUUGAGAAACGGCGCUUCAGAAAGUUCCUGGGCUACGUUGCCAACUUUGACGAAAAUGACCCCAAAACCAUGGAAGGUGUCGACCCCAAGGGGACAACAAUGAGGGCCAUUUUCCAAAAGUUUAACCUUGGCCAGGAAGUGAUAGACUUUACUGGCCACUCCCUUGCCCUCUACCGCACAGACGAUUACCUGGAUCAGCCUUGCAUUGAAACAAUUAACAGGAUAAAGCUUUACAGUGAGUCUCUGGCCAGAUAUGGCAAGAGCCCCUACCUCUACCCUCUGUACGGUCUGGGAGAACUACCACAAGGCUUUGCCAGGCUGAGUGCGAUCUACGGUGGGACAUAUAUGUUGAAUAAGCCCAUUGAGGAGAUUGUGAUUGAGAAUGGGAAGGUGGUGGGAGUCAAGUCUGAGGGAGAGAUCGCCAGGUGCAAGCAGCUUAUCUGUGACCCCAGCUAUGUUAUGGAUCGUACUACCAAAGUGGGUCAGGUGAUCAGAGUCAUCUGCAUCUUAAGUCACCCCAUCGCCAACACUGGCGACAUCAACUCUUGCCAGAUCAUCAUACCCCAGAAUCAGGUCAACAGGAAGCAUGACAUCUACGUUUGUAUGAUCUCUUUUGCUCACAACGUGGCAGCACAGGGUAAAUAUAUCGCCAUUGCCAGCACCACAGUUGAGACAAAUAACCCUGAGAAAGAGAUCAAGCCAGCCCUGGACCUACUGGAGCCCAUCGAGCAGAAGUUUGUCAGCAUUAGCAACCAGUAUGCUCCCACUGACAUGGGCACUGAGAGCCAGAUUUUCAUCUCCCGUUCCUAUGAUGCCACAACUCACUUUGAGACCACCUGCAAUGACAUCCAGGACAUCUACCGGAGGAUGACAGGCUCUGACUUUGAUUUUGCCGAGAUGGAGCGCAGGAAGCAGGACAUCUUCGGUGACAACGCAGAGUAGAUGCGAAGAGUCUGCAACAAUCCUGAUUAUCCAAGACAAUGCUGCCGACAACUGAAAUCUUACAAAAUUAGAAAACCUACACAAAAAUGUACACACCAAUGGGCCGGCAUAUGUUUAAAGUAUGUGGUUUACCUAAUGAGGAAGAUAAUGAACUACAGAGAUGAGAUUGUUGGAUAUGGUUUGGGGAGGGAGGAAUGCUUUUCCUAAUCACAUUCAAAUGGAUGUUUCACUGGUUAUGUCUAAUAUACAGUCAUACCCUACAUUAAUCUGCUUCAUCAUGUUAAGAUGAUGCAUAGUCCAAAGAUGCCAAAUAAAAUUAUAAUUAAUAUUCAGUAUCUUACAGAGUGGGGGGGGUCAUUGUACAAAAGGUUUGUCAGAGAUAGCGGUCUACUUGUGUUAUUUUGUCUGCAGGUUUGUUUUUUUUUCUUCAUGUCAGGAUGAGGGAGAAGUGGCUGUGUAUUGUGUGUCUGAAUAAAAUCGAGUAGUUGGGUGUUCUUCACAUUCAGGCCCAUCGAUUGCAAACAUCUGUGUGAAAUGUCACCCCAGAUAUCGGCUCAGAUUUUUGUAAAAUAAAGUGGUUCAUAGCUUUGUGGUAUCAUCUCCAGCACAGCCAGAUCGUAUACUUUAAGACAAGCCACAGGGUAACUGUACUCCAGCAUAAACUAGCUUGAGUUUAUAUAAAACUCCAGCAGGGAAGUAUUAGUUAUUGUAUUAUGCAAAACAAUGGAAAACCUGAGCAUUAACAGCAGAUUGAUGGAAAGUAUUUGUCUGUGAUUGCUUAAGAAGGACCAAAUGUGUACUGCAGUAAUAUUGAUUUGAUGAGAGCCCUGUAACAUUUAAUGUUUUGAACAACUGCUAAAAAACAUGUUGGGCUCAAAUGAUUUCUGUACUGCAAGUUAAAAAAAGAAAAAGAA
Messenger RNA from Monopterus albus (swamp eel), 2391 nucleotides. RefSeq names its product GDP dissociation inhibitor 2 (gene gdi2). Gene Ontology annotation, cellular component: cytoplasm. The record is from RefSeq and is a predicted model, not a curated record. Gene Ontology annotation, molecular function: Rab GDP-dissociation inhibitor activity. The transcript has 10 exons. Gene Ontology annotation, biological process: small GTPase-mediated signal transduction; vesicle-mediated transport; protein transport. NCBI's taxonomy places the organism in Eukaryota, Metazoa, Chordata, Actinopteri, Synbranchiformes, Synbranchidae. The coding region runs from base 134 to 1477 and encodes 447 amino acids.